ACAUGUGUCCGCCUCACUAGAAAAUCAUGGCACCCUCAGCCGGGUCACUUCCGUGCUGUGGGCCGACAAGCGGAAGUGACGUGCACCGCGCUCCACGUCUCACUUUCGCAAUCUUCCGACAGCCAGAGAGAAGCCGAAGUGGAAGAUGGCUGCGGUGGAGCGUCCCCCGGCGAAAGAGGGGGCUCGGAUAGUGUUCCUGUGCGUGUGCUGGUACACCGUGAGCUCGGGGGGCAACGUGGUGAACAAGAUCAUCCUCAAUGGCUUCCCUUAUCCCGUCACGGUGUCGCUCUUCCACAUCUUCUCCAUCGUCCUCUUCCUUCCACCGCUGUUGCGGGCAUGGGGAGUCCCGAAGAUCGAGCUGCCCAGCAGAUAUUUCCGCUGGUACAUCAUUCCCCUGGCUUUCGGGAAAUACUUUGCCUCUGUUUCGGCCCACUUCAGCAUAUGGAAAGUGCCAGUUUCCUACGCACACACCGUAAAAGCCACAAUGCCAAUUUGGGUCGUGCUGCUGUCAAGAAUUAUCAUGAAGGAGAAGCAAACGACGAAGGUGUACGUCUCCCUCAUCCCCAUCAUCGGAGGGGUGCUGCUGGCCACCGCCACGGAGAUGUCCUUCGACAGUCUGGGGCUUAUCAGCGCCCUGGCGGCCACGCUCUGCUUCUCCCUGCAGAACAUCUUCUCCAAAAAGGUGCUGCGGGACACGCGGAUCCACCACCUGCGGCUGCUCAACAUCCUGGGCUUCAACGCCGUGUUCUUCAUGGUGCCCACGUGGGUGCUGGUGGACCUCUCCUCCUUCCUGGUGGACCCCGAUCCGACGGACACAACGGGCUGGACCCGCACCUUCCUCCUGCUGCUGGUCAGCGGGUUCUGCAACUUUGCCCAGAACGUGAUCGCCUUCAGCGUGCUGAACCUGGUCAGCCCGCUGAGCUACGCCGUGGCCAACGCCACCAAGCGCAUCAUGGUCAUCAGCAUCUCGCUGUUCAUGCUGCGCAACCCCGUCAGCUCCACCAACAUCCUGGGCAUGAUGACGGCCAUCGUGGGCGUCUUCCUCUACAACAAGGUGAGCCUCCAGGCCACUGGGUGGCACUGCUGCGCACAGGCCAAGUACGACGCCAACCACGAGAAGAAGCUGCUGCCCAGCAGCAAGCAGGACCUGGUGACCUUUGACUCCCCGGCGCCGCUGGAGAGGUUACAGGCCAACGGGGUCUCCCUGCCCUUCACGCACGGGUCGGAGCCACAGCACAACCGCAACAACGUGCUGACGGACCACUUCCAGUACAGCCGGCAGGCCUACACAACGAACCACCAGUACGUGGUGUAGAACGCUGGGGCCUCUCCGUGGACUUGACUGUAUGUAGCUACCCCCCCCCCAUGCCCCCCCAUGCCCCCCCAGACACCCCCACACACCCCACCUUAGUGUAGCGACGGCCAGGCUUGGACAGCCCUCCCUGAGUGUGCGAAUUGAGCUAAGGGACGGUUCUUAUCACGCAGGGGCUGAUGGGAGAUGUAGUUGUAAGAUCAGAAAGGCCAGUAGCCUCAUCUGCCCAACAAGCCCACUUCCGCACGUCACUUUUCUUAGCGGUUCACCGGCAUAUCUUUUUUAUUUUUAUUUAUUGGUUUAGUUUUGGUACUCGGUGAUGUUAUGGUUUUUUAAUAGUAGACUUUUUUUUUUUGAGUCUACUAUUGCUGUGUGUGUGUGUGUGUGUGUGUGUGUAUGUGCAUGCACAUGUUGGGAGUGUACACGUUGCAUCUGAAUAAUUAUUUUCAUAUUCAAUCAAGCCACAGGUUGAGUUAAUUUGUGAACAUCUCUAGGGAAUCAUGCUCCAUGUGUUAUCUUUGUUCUAUAAAUGUCCCGUUCGCGGGAACCUUAGGAUAAUUCAAUUUUGGGGGUCAAAUGUAUCCUGCUCAUUAGAACCCAAAUUCAAUGAUAAUCUCGUCACAUGGAUUUGUUGUUUGUGCGAAAUACAAUAUUAGCAUGAUAAACCAAAUAUUUAAAUUCAGAAAUAAAUGGUUACGUCUUUUUAUAUAUAUUUUUUUAGUAACUGCUAACGCCAUUGAAAACACUUUCGUCUGAUUAAUAUUCUGGUUAAGAAUUCAAGGGGUUGCGCAAUGUGAGCUAUAUUGCAGGCCCCGCCCCUUUCCAAGCAAGCAGGCGACGCCCCUUUCCCAGCAAGCGUACAAAGCUGAACAGCUGACCAAUCCUCUGUUCUCUUUGGCCCUCACACUACUCCUCCAAAAGAGGCUGAUACUCUCAUUGGUUAAAAUCCUGCCCAUAUUGGGAACAAAAUCUAUUGUAACUGAACAGGCGUACGGGGUGUCGCAAAGAUACUUGUCUUCAGCUGCCAAAUAUCGAUUUGGAAAGAACAUUUCCAGAUGUUCACGUAGGAUCAUUGGUUUGGGGAAAUUGACCCCUGGUCUAAAAAUCAUUACGCACCUUUUCUGCAUAACUUGACACUGAGACUAUUUCUCAAGGCUAGAGUGGUCCAUGACCUGUCCUGUUAGGAUGACUUCGUCCUUCGUAGCCAUCGACCAGAGAAGAGUGGAUACCAAAAUGAAGCGAUUAAAAUGUCUCAAACCAUAUGUAAGAGGCCAGCUGUGGGCCUUCCAGAUAUAAUUUUUUUAUGUAUUGUUUCUUUCGGCAUAUUUUCUACCUGAUGUGAGCUGUAUUAGAUGGGCCAAUGUUAAACUCAACUUGUCAAACCAGUCGGCAUGUGUACCAUUAAGCACCUACAUGUUAGUAGGCUGGAAACUUUCAGAAUGUAAACGACUCUAGCAGUGUUAUGUCCCCUACAACCGACCAACCGUGUGACAUCAGCAAUGACUACGGAUUCCUCCAGGUAAACUAUGAGCUAGUUGAAAUGUUACACAUGGCGACUUUAAUUAGAAUUUAAUAAUUAUUGUUUUUUUCAAUGUUUUAAUUCUGGGGUUCAGAUUAUGGUUGAGUAAAUCAUCUGUACGUGCGUAACACAAAUUCUUUCAACCACCAGAUUUGCACUUUGUUAAUCAAAGCAAGAUGAGUUUAGCAAUCAACACUGUAUUUUUUGUUUAUUUUUUUUAAGGAAGUCAGGCUAGCUAGCUAUCCUCUGAACAAAACAUUUUAAUAACUUGAUGUCAAGGCACGGGAAAUGUAUUAUUACUUUUACAAAUAAGGAAAUGAAGGAUUCUAUAUUCCUGGUUGUUAUUAACAGAGCAAUGGUUAGGUGGUUUGUGAUGAUUAGCCUUCUUGGAGCCUAGCGAUCACUUAGCUUUGCUGAUGGGGUGUCUUAAUCUUUAUUUACUUGGAGGAUACUUAAUGAUAUACAUGGCACAACUCUUUUUUUUUUGCUUUUUUUUGCUGUUAUCAGUAGAGAGCUCACAAUAAUAAAAAAAAGAAUGGGAGAGAUGAAGAUUCAUUUGAAAUCUGUUGCAGAUUACUUUAGUUUCUUUUGUCUUUUGUUUCUUUAACAUGAAUGUCGCCCUGAAUCUCUGGUAUUGAAUUGUUCAAUAGGUCAUUUUUGUAUUUGUUGUCUAUCUCUUGAGGGUUCAAACCGAACACACUGCACCCCCCCUCCCCCCCUCCCCUCCCACCAUCGAUGAUAGCAAUAGUAUAACACUUUUAUUUUAACUAUUUUGUUAACACGUCUCGCCAGUCUGUUUUUCCUGGAGUGGAUUCGCUUGCCUUUUUUAACGUCUACAUAUCUUGAUGAACCAUGUGACCCCAGCAAGGAUAAAUGAGUUAAAAAAAAAUCGUUGAUAAGAAAUUGUCUUUGACAUGUACAUUUUAAAAAGGGUUGAUUUCAGACGAAUGUCAUUGAGGGAGGUGGUCCAGCCAUUGGACGGUUCCCUUGGAAACGGUUCCUGUUGUGACAUCCCGCCACAGCAAAAGAGGCUGACUCAUAACGAGAGGACAGAGGCCUUAUGGAUGUCAAUGGAAGAUGCGGGGGGGGGGGUCAUGCCUCACCCCUAUGUAUACAGGCAUGUAAAGGCCAAAAUGUCCCAGUCCUUUCGGGGGCGGAGGUUUGCUGUAAAUCUGUAAACUUGCAGUGUAAAUAUAUACUAGUAUGGUGAUGGGCUACUCUGUAAAAGUUGUACAAAAUUCUGUUAUUUUGUUUGAAAAGAUAGAAUUUUUACCGAAGCGAUGUUUAUAGAUUUUUAUUUAUGGUGUUGAGGUACAUGAUUAUUGUAAAGACGUGCCACAACUAGGGUCAGAAAUUAAUUUAUGAUCAAUGUAUAAAGAUUUCUCCCUUUUUCAUUUUUUUUCAAAAAGGCCCUGGACAAAUUGAAAUGCAGGGACUGGAAAUCGGCCCAGUGGAGGAAGCCAGUGUUGAUCGAUUUGUCAUGUUAACUAUCUUUUGUCCGUUGUACGAAUGGAAACUGGUGACACUGGAAAUUGCUACUGGGAAGAUGUUCGAACUUUUAAAUGUAUUCUAGCAGGCGUUUUAUGACGACAUUGUGUAUGCUGAUUUAAUUAAAUUAGCUCAGCUUAUGUACAGGUUUUUAUAAGGGGUUGGGGACAAAAGUUAAUUUCUGACCUUGGCCACAUAGCACCUUUAUUGUCACCUUAAGUUAAGUAAAAUGCUAUUUUUAAAUGUUAGAAAGGAAUAAAUGCAUUGUGGAAUAA
Messenger RNA from Gadus macrocephalus (Pacific cod), 4594 nucleotides. RefSeq names its product solute carrier family 35 member E1 (gene slc35e1). The record is from RefSeq and is a predicted model, not a curated record. Bases 146 to 1315 code for a protein of 389 amino acids. Gene Ontology annotation, cellular component: Golgi apparatus. The transcript is spliced from 6 exons. Gene Ontology annotation, molecular function: antiporter activity. Lineage: Eukaryota; Metazoa; Chordata; Actinopteri; Gadiformes; Gadidae.